AUGACAAAAAGUUUACGUACCAACUCCGACAUUUUUAUCUUAUCGGGCGACAAAGAUACAAGUGUUGAAGUGUUAGAUAAAAAUGACUAUCAACAAAUUGUACAGAAUAUGGUUGACCAAGACAUGGAAGAAGGAAAAUAUUUUCGAUCAGACGAUACAACAAUUAAAGAUCUUAGUAGUUUCCAGGGAUUUCUGCACAGACACUUCAAAGAUCACCCAGAGUAUCAGAAUAUGAGACCGUCAAGUAACCAACCAGCACAAUUCUUUGCUACUGCCAAAACUUACAAGUUUGACAAUCCAAACGAAGUCAACUUACCCGAAUUAAAGCUGAGACCAAUCAUUGACCAAACAGGAACCUGUUAUUACGCCGCCAGCAAAGUUAUCGCCUCAUACUUAUCACCUCUAGCUAAGAAUGAAUUUGUCAUCAAGGAUACUCAGAAAUUCCCUUCAAUGUUACAAAACCUUCCUCCGUUAUUUGCUGACGAAGAAAACGUGAGUUACGAUAUCGAUUCGCUUUUCACAAGUGUACCUGUAAAAGAAACUGUUGAAUAUAUCUGUCACCAAAUAUACGACAAGCACGACCUUAAGCCAGUCUCUCGUCCCACAUUCAAAAAACUUUUUACAAAUUAA
This is a messenger RNA of Hydractinia symbiolongicarpus, 630 nucleotides long. RefSeq lists its product as uncharacterized. The record is from RefSeq and is a predicted model, not a curated record. Bases 1 to 630 code for a protein of 209 amino acids. Lineage: Eukaryota; Metazoa; Cnidaria; Hydrozoa; Anthoathecata; Hydractiniidae. The transcript has a single exon.